Molecule: messenger RNA, 489 nt
Organism: Stylonychia lemnae
Lineage: Eukaryota; Ciliophora; Spirotrichea; Sporadotrichida; Oxytrichidae
Source: the annotation of a GenBank genome assembly
AUGUAAAACCCCUAUGGAUACAAUGGAGGUUAGGCUAAUUAUAAUCAAAACCCAGCCAUUGACCAGAAUGGUUAGCAAUUUUAAAAUGGAAUUCCAGUUGGUUAUGCACAAGAUAGCAAUGUUCCUAUAAUGAUGGGAACGCCUUAAUAGCCAUAAUAAUAUCAGCAGCAGUAGUAUAAUCCUUACAACCCUAAUCCAUACCCCUAUGCUCAGCAACCUCCAACUCUAGUCGUUGUUAGGCAUCAACCUAAUACCUAUUAAACUUAUUUUGGAAGGUCAUCAACUCAUUUAUAAUGCCCAUUUUGCAAUAAACAAUCCCACACUAAAGUAAAUAGAGAAUCGACUACAGAAUAGGCUGUAGCUUGUAUCAUUCUAUGCAUCUGUGUACCUCCUUAUUGCUUUUUGCCUUAUCUAGUUCCAUCAUGCUUUAGGUAUAUACAUCGAUGUUCAAACUGUGAUAGAGUGGUAGGUGCGAAAGAUUUAGAUUGA